AUGGCGAAAUUUAAACGAUUUUUUUCCAAACUACUAGUGCUCUUGGCGCUUUUGGCUUUGUGUGUCGAGGGGCAACAGCAGCAAAAGAUGAGUGACAAGCGCCAAAAGUCGGAUCAAGUUCACAAACAAAAACCAAUAAGUCAAAUAAUUAAAGAACGACCGGUGAACACUCAAAAGCUCCGUUACAUUACAAAGGAAAUUCCCAACUUGGGACGCCUUCGGGGCCGUGCAUUUAAAACGGUAUGGUCAGGUGAAAACAUAAUGCAAUUUCUUGACAUUCCCUAUGCAAAGUCUCCAGUUGGUUCGUUGCGCUUUAAGCCUCCUGUGCCAGCAGAGCCGUGGGAGGGAACACUGAAUGCUCACAAAGCUCAUGUGGGUUGUCCAUCUCUUCAAGAUUUACACAAACUUAAGCUUUGGCGAAAGGAGAAAAUUGACUUUGAAAACUGUCUGCGUUUAACUAUCAAUACGAAAAAUUUCAGUGGAAAUGCACCCGUCAUGGUUUACAUUCAUGGCGACUUUCUUUAUGAAGGUAGCAGCACAGAGGCAACUCCUGGAUAUUUAUUAGAAGAAGAUAUUGUGUUAGUCUCUGUACGUUAUCGUUUGGGUCCAUUUGGUUUCUUGUCAACGAUGACCGAUGAAAUACCCGGAAAUGCCGCAGUGCAAGACGUUAUUUUGGCGCUAAAAUGGAUUCAACAGUACAUUGCAGGUUUUGGAGGUGAUCCUACUCGGGUUACCCUUUUUGGUCAAGUUGGUGGAUCAGCUUUGAUUAAUGUAUUAACUAUGACUCCAGCAGUUCCCGAUGGUCUAUUUCAUCGCGUUAUUUAUCAAUCCGGUACGGCGUUAUCUCCCGCUUUCAUUACUGAUAAUCCACUCCCUGCAAGUAAAGAUAUAGCGAAAUACGCAGGCUGCAAGAAUAUUAGAAAAGUAGAAGCGAUCAAUAAGUGUUUGCGAAAAAUGAAUACCACCACUCUAUUGAAUGCAUUCAGUGCACAUGGCGACGCCAAUGCACAUUUGGGGGUUGGCAAUUAUGGAGGCGUUCAAUUCGUUAUCGGUGGCCCAUCGGGAAUCCUACCAAAACAUCCAAGCGAACUAUUAGCAUCCGGAGAGUUUAAAGCAUAUCCCACACUCGGUGGUAGCGUUAAAAAUGGCGGCACAUUUUUGCUCAAAGAUAUUUAUAUUGAUAACUUCAAUGAGACUAUUAUUGAUGAUCAACUUGAUGGCAUGGGCUAUAUUGACCACAUAAUAGCCCAGACUAAUGGCGACGAUCCUACUGGUGCUUGGAGAAAAUUUGCACGAGAUGCAGUUUUCACAAAUGAAGAGAUCAAGAAUGGAUCCUUUUACAAACUCGUCCCAGGGCUGAUUGAUUUGUGCAGCACUAUACCAUUUAAAAACCCUGUUCUAUUGACCUUACAAGCGAAUGCAAAGAAACUUCCAAAUAGCACUUAUCUUUUCACAUUCGAUUAUGAAGGCGAACUAAACCGUUAUUCUGUUAGCGAAGAUGUGGAUGGUUCAGCGCCUUUUGGCCUUGGUGUCUCAUUAACCGACGACAAUUUGUAUCUUUUCCCCUGGCCAAGACAAAAAUCUUUAAAUCUAAAUCGUGACAUUAAAGUUGCUCAACGAAUGGUGGCCUUUUGGACGUCGUUCGCAGCCAAUGGCGUACCAACUGCACCAAACACACCCGCAUGGCCAGCUAUGACAGCAGAAACUGGUCCAUACUUAAAAAUCGGUCGUAUUGUAACAGUGGGUGAAAACUACAUUGAUGAAUAUAAUAUUGCUGUAAAGGAGACUCGGCAGGGAUAUAACUUGGUUAACGACGACUUCUUUGGCAGUUUAGUAGAAGUAACUGAAUCUGAAAAAGACGCUGAUGAAGAUAAUGAUAAGGAGGAUAUUGGUAGAAACUUAAACUUUGUAUUCAUAGCGAAUAGUGGUGCACGAUUUGGUUUAACUAACUACGAAUAAAUCUGAUUGUGAUGCUAAAAAUAAAAUUAUUUAUAUAGUUACUUAUGUACGA
Molecule: messenger RNA, 2011 nt
Organism: Bactrocera neohumeralis
Lineage: Eukaryota; Metazoa; Arthropoda; Insecta; Diptera; Tephritidae
Product: glutactin
Exons: 6
Coding region: 1-1959 (652 amino acids)
Source: RefSeq, a predicted model, not a curated record